Dovyalis caffra is the source of this 261-nucleotide messenger RNA. NCBI's taxonomy places the organism in Eukaryota, Viridiplantae, Streptophyta, Magnoliopsida, Malpighiales, Salicaceae. The record is from the annotation of a GenBank genome assembly.
AUGGACAGGGACUCACAUUUAUUAGACAAGCUUAUCCACAGCUGUAAGAAAGAUCACAACACGAAGCUCCGCAGAAGCCAGUUAGGCGCAAUGUGGCAACAAAAUCCACCAGAAGAUAUAAGAGGUCUUCGAAAGUUUCCUCAUCAGGCAUCAAGGUCAAAUUCAAUGUUGUCAAUUUAUGAUUUCCCUACCAAAGUUUAUCUUCUAGGUUUGCUUCGGCGGCAAAGGGAUGGAUCCUUUCUGUGCCAAGAAGGCAAAUAG